AUGGCAGACAACACACCAUGGACAACGGAGAUACAACCACCACCAGGCAGGAAAACAAAACUAUCUCUCCCAAACCAAACAACAGCCAACCCACCAGUAUUCAACGAUGCCAUGAUCGUACGCACUCGCGUAUUCAUCGACGAACAAAACUGCUCUCCAGAAGGAGAAAUCGAUUCCGACGACGCAAGAAGCUGGCAAUGGGUCCUAUAUGCCUCCGAGUCUGAGUCCGAGUCCGAGACAACAAACCCAAUUGCAGUGAUUCGACUCGUGCCUCCUCCACACCCACCUCAUGAUUUACUCACAUGCCCUGAUACCGCAUCUGCAUCUACGGGAAAUUUACCGAAGUAUGACUGGGUCCAUGAGCCAUGCAUCAAAUUAACGCGCGUGGCGGUCAUGCCUGGGUAUCGUGGGAAGGGCCUUGGACGACGUCUAGUUGAGAUAGCACUAGCUUGGGCGAGCAGCCAUGCGAGGGAGAUUGACGACGCCGCUGCUAAGCUCGCAGCUGAAUCUAAUGAAAGUGCAUCUUUGAAGAAGUGGCAAGGGUUAGUCCUUGUUCAUGCCCAGGUGGACGUGGAGAAGAUGUACGGCGGGUUAGGAUUUCAGACAGAUAAGGAACUUGGAAAAUGGGAUGAAGAGGGGAUUGAUCAUGUAGGGAUGUUUAAACGGAUAGAUAUAUCCCAUUAA
Messenger RNA from Penicillium angulare, 684 nucleotides. RefSeq names its product GNAT family N-acetyltransferase. Bases 1 to 684 code for a protein of 227 amino acids. Gene Ontology annotation, molecular function: monosaccharide binding; glucosamine 6-phosphate N-acetyltransferase activity. The record is from RefSeq and is a predicted model, not a curated record. The transcript has a single exon. Gene Ontology annotation, biological process: UDP-N-acetylglucosamine biosynthetic process. Gene Ontology annotation, cellular component: endoplasmic reticulum; endoplasmic reticulum-Golgi intermediate compartment; Golgi apparatus. NCBI's taxonomy places the organism in Eukaryota, Fungi, Ascomycota, Eurotiomycetes, Eurotiales, Aspergillaceae.